Rhinichthys klamathensis goyatoka is the source of this 789-nucleotide messenger RNA. RefSeq lists its product as uncharacterized. The transcript has a single exon. The coding region runs from base 1 to 789 and encodes 262 amino acids. The record is from RefSeq and is a predicted model, not a curated record. Gene Ontology annotation, biological process: DNA recombination; DNA integration. NCBI's taxonomy places the organism in Eukaryota, Metazoa, Chordata, Actinopteri, Cypriniformes, Leuciscidae. Gene Ontology annotation, molecular function: DNA binding.
AUGGAAAAAGGGAGGUCUUUUUCCACCAUUAAGGUCUAUUUGGCUGCGAUUUCAGCCUGUCAUGUGGGUUUUGAGGGCUCUACUGUCGGGCAGCACCCUCUAAUCCGCAGAUUUAUGAAGGGUGCACGCCGCUCGUUGCCAGUCAUCAGGAGAACUGUUCCGGAAUGGGACCUCUCCAUGGUGCUGGAAGCACUGUCUCAACAUCCUUUUGAGCCCCUGGGGAGUAUUUCCCUUAAGCUGCUGUCCUUCAAGACAACUUUGCUCUUGGCCUUGGCAUCUGCUAAACGUGUCAGUGAGCUACAUGCACUCUCGGUUCACCCCUCGUGCACUAAGUUCUCCCUCAGUGGAGAUAAGGUUUCCCUUAAGCCUAACCCGGCCUUCAUGCCGAAGUGCUUCCCUGCGUUCACUUCGGAGGUGUUGGAGCUGUCCGCUUUUCACCCUCCACCUUUUACCUCUCUGGAGGAUCAGAGGCUGAAUGCUUUGUGUCCAGUCCGUGCUUUACAGGCUUAUAUGACCAGGACCAACGCUUUCCGGAAGAGCGACCAGCUCUUUGUUUCAUGGGCCCCUCCGCACAGAGGGAGUCCCAUAUCGAAGCAACGCCUCUCACAUUGGGUUGUGGGCGCUAUAACUAUGGCUUAUGAAGCAAAGGGAGUGCAGCCCCCAAGGGGCAUCAGAGCUCAUUCCACAAGGGGCUUAGCCGCCUCUUGGGCUUUGUUUAGGGGAGUGUCACUGCAGGACAUCUGCUCCGCUGCCAGUUGGGCUUCUCCUCAUACCUUUGUGCGUUACUAA